Hordeum vulgare subsp. vulgare (domesticated barley) is the source of this 1033-nucleotide messenger RNA. Its product is annotated as RING-H2 finger protein ATL66. The transcript has a single exon. Bases 186 to 737 code for a protein of 183 amino acids. NCBI's taxonomy places the organism in Eukaryota, Viridiplantae, Streptophyta, Magnoliopsida, Poales, Poaceae. The record is from RefSeq and is a predicted model, not a curated record.
UGAUCUGAUGAUCGCACGCUGGGGACGCGGUACGUAGCAUGCCCAGGGAAGCCACGCAGCCCGUGCCGACGUGCAGCUAGCUAACCCGGCCGCCGACGCGCGCGCGCUUAGUAGUAAUAGUUUUCUCCCGCCACGCCGGAGAGGGAAACGGUCGGUCGAGGAGAGGAAGAGGACGGAACGCAGGCAUGGCAGCGCAGGAGGCGUCGCAGGCGCUGCGGUGGCGCUACGGCGACGUGGACGACGGCAACUUCUCCGUGCGCGGCGGCCGCGGCGUGCCGCUGCUCGCGACGCUCUUCGCCAUCCUCGUCUUCUUCGUGGGCGUCUGCAUCUACCUCCGCUGGGCGUGCCGCCGGUACAACCCCGACCCAACGCUUCCCAGCUCGUUUUCCUACUCCUCCUCGUCGCCAUCGUCGUCGUCCGUUGCGGCGCCCGGUGCCCCCUCCUCGGUGGCAGGCCUCGACGCCGCCGCGAUAGCCGGCUUGCCCGUGACGAUGUACCGCCCUUCUCCGUCGUCGGCGUCCCCUGGUGGCGAGGACGACGCGGCGCAGUGCCCGAUAUGCCUCGGCGAGUUCGCGGAGGGCGAGAGUGUGAAGGCGCUGCCCCGGUGCGGGCACUGCUUCCACCCGGAGUGCGUGGACGCGUGGCUGUGUUCGCAUCCCAGCUGCCCGGUGUGCCGGGGCUCGCUUCUCGCCGAUACCUCCACCAUCAAAACUGUGGACGCAAGCGAGGCUGUCUGAUCGACCCUGCCAUUCUCGGCACCAAGUGUGGGAACUGCACCGCUCAGCGACACUGCGACUUGGUACAUUGGAGCACCGCCAAAUUACAUUGCACUGACCGAUGGCUAGCUGCUGCACGUACGCGCCACGGCGCCAGUGUUCAGGCAUGGUUGAUUGGUGGUGACGGAUCAUUUUUGCUGAGUGUUUAUUUUGUCUUCCAACGGAUCAUUUUUGCUUAGUUAAUAUGCAUGCCAGUGAGUUUUUAUGGGCGUUUGAUAUUGCCCACCACAAUAAUUGAAACGACCUGCAUCUUUCCC